AUGCAUUCCCGCCACCGCAGUGUGACACCGACGCCAACAGCGACUGUGCGCCGCAGGCUGCUGCGUUCAUCCUCGCAUGUGUUGCUCCCCACGCAGGCAUCAGGUGCCGCCACGCCGCGCACUGGGAGGCGGACGCAGCCUUCUGUAUCGUGUGCGCUGGCUGACGCCGUGACGGACCCUGAGCACCCGUGGCGGGCGGCGCCACCGCAGAAGGGCAUUCUCAAGCAGCCGCACGCGUGCCGGUCCCCGCCUGCAGGGGACGCUGAUGAUGGGACAACAAAAACACUAGUGGACGUGAGAGAAGAUGGAGGAGGGAGCGGAGGAGAUCCACCAAGAAGAAAAAGCGAAAGUCAUUGCCGGUGUGUGCACUUCGAUGAGGAGUCAAUAAUGGCGUCGGGGAUGGGGGACAGUGUCAUUCUGCGUGACAGCGACCUCGGCAUAUCUCGGCACGGCGUGGAUCUUGCGGCGCUUGGGGUGGAGUUGCCGAGCGUGCCGCUCAUUUCGAAGCUGCGUCCCUUAGUGCAGUGGGACGACGACUCGCAGUGGUUCAACGAGCAAUUCGGCUUGGCAACACAACAGUCAGGUACAUACGAGAACACAGACAAGAGCAUCAGCAACAGCAACAUCAAUAACAACGACAAUGUCGACAAAAACAACUUCAUCAGCAUUAGCAGCAGGAGCAGCAACAGCAGCGGCAUUAAAAGGCUGGAUGGGAAAUCGUCCGUUGUGACUGCGCGGGCUGAGAACGAGUUGAUUUCUUCCACUCGUUUUGUGAGGCCUCGCAAGACGGUACCUUGGGUGCGUGAAAAAGUCGACGCGCCAUGGGAGCGAUCUGCGAUGUAUGCCACCUCGUGUUCCUCGCGUGGCUCGCUGUUAGCGAGUGUGUCGUCGGGUGGAACUCAACUCCGCGGUGGCUCAACACCUCGUGUGACAGCUGAGCGUUCGACUUCCAGUGGUGGCACAAAUAGAGGGGGCGAGUCGAGUGUUGCUGUGGCAUCGCCCAGGCUGCAGCUCACGACAAGGUGCCGGGCAAUAUCAUCGCGGCCGAUACUGAAUUCACCGCGCCUUGGCGACGAUCUGAGGGUGGAGCUUCGUCAUCAUUAUCAAAAACAACAACAACAACAACCGUGGCGGCCCUGUCGGCGUUUCACGGCGACGUAG
Molecule: messenger RNA, 1161 nt
Organism: Trypanosoma grayi
Lineage: Eukaryota; Euglenozoa; Kinetoplastea; Trypanosomatida; Trypanosomatidae
Exons: 1
Coding region: 1-1161 (386 amino acids)
Source: RefSeq, a predicted model, not a curated record